This is a messenger RNA of Archocentrus centrarchus (flier cichlid), 1272 nucleotides long. It is a transcript of the gene tyms, whose product is annotated as thymidylate synthetase. The record is from RefSeq and is a predicted model, not a curated record. The transcript has 7 exons. Gene Ontology annotation, biological process: dTMP biosynthetic process. Lineage: Eukaryota; Metazoa; Chordata; Actinopteri; Cichliformes; Cichlidae. Gene Ontology annotation, molecular function: thymidylate synthase activity. The coding region runs from base 111 to 1088 and encodes 325 amino acids. Gene Ontology annotation, cellular component: mitochondrion; cytosol.
GUGUGACAAAACUUGAAAAAAGGAGCGCUUUUUCUGCAGCUGAUUCUGAGCUGGCGCUUUUUCUGCACCUGAUUCUGAGCUGGGAACACCGAAACUUUUUGCUCACAAAAAUGCCCGCCACUUCUGAUAUAUACACCGGAGAGCUGCCGAAAGAGGCCGGCUGUAAGAAGGAGGAAAAACCGGAGCUGGCGGCUUCGGCCGAGAAGAAGAACAAUGUCGGAUUUUUCUGUGAAGAACAGGGGUAUUUGGGUCUGGUGGAACACAUCAUCCAACACGGACGCUCGAAGGGGGACCGAACUAAUACGGGGACCCUGUCCAUGUUCGGUGCUCAAGUCAGAUACAGCCUGAGAGACCAGUUUCCUUUGUUGACGACAAAGAAAGUGUUCUGGCGAGGGAUCCUUGAGGAACUGCUGUGGUUCAUCAGGGGAUCAACAAAUUCCAAGGAGCUUUCAGCGAAAGGCGUGAAGAUUUGGGAUGCCAAUGGUUCUCGAGACUUCCUGGACAAUCUUGGGUUCACUGAUAGAGAGGAGGGUGAUCUAGGACCUAUAUAUGGUUUCCAGUGGAGGCACUUUGGUGCAGAGUACACAGACAUGCAUGCAGAUUACACAGGACGAGGUGUCGACCAGCUGCAAAAGGUCAUUGACACCAUCAAAACAAAUCCAGAGGACCGGAGGAUCAUAAUGUGUGCUUGGAACCCCAAAGACCUUCCUAGGAUGGCGCUGCCACCCUGCCACGCACUCUGCCAGUUCUACGUGUGUGAUGGUGAGCUGUCGUGUCAGCUGUACCAGCGCUCAGGUGAUAUGGGCCUGGGGGUGCCUUUCAAUAUCGCCAGCUAUUCACUUCUUACCUACAUGAUCGCACACAUUACAGGACUCAAGCCUGGUGACUUUGUUCACACCCUGGGAGACGCUCAUGUUUACGUCAACCAUAUUGAACCUCUCAAAGAGCAGCUUCAGCGGGAGAUCCGACCGUUCCCCAAACUGAGGAUCCUGAGAAAAGUGGAGAAAAUCGAUGAUUUCCGUUUGGAGGACUUUGAGAUCUAUGACUACAACCCACAUCCCAUAAUCAAAAUGAAGCUGGCUGUGUAAACUGAAGCCAUAAGAUGGUUAUGAAUGAACAGUAUGCUCGUUACUCAUACAUAUUUUAAAAUUUCAUUUUUUUUGUGUUGAUUUGGGUGAACUCUCAAGUUCUAAGCUUUUCAGUGAUUUCUUCUCUACAAAUUCUUUAUGUUGAUAAAUCAUCUAAUUCUGUAAAUAAAGAUAUUAACUUUGA